This is a messenger RNA of Trematomus bernacchii (emerald rockcod), 1167 nucleotides long. Its product is annotated as diacylglycerol O-acyltransferase 2-like. Lineage: Eukaryota; Metazoa; Chordata; Actinopteri; Perciformes; Nototheniidae. Gene Ontology annotation, biological process: triglyceride biosynthetic process. The transcript is spliced from 8 exons. The record is from RefSeq and is a predicted model, not a curated record. Bases 48 to 1058 code for a protein of 336 amino acids. Gene Ontology annotation, cellular component: endoplasmic reticulum membrane. Gene Ontology annotation, molecular function: diacylglycerol O-acyltransferase activity.
CCUGCAUGUUGUGCAUUUUCACAAACGGCUGAUCUGCAUCCAUUCAAAUGAACUCUGGAAUAGACUCUAAUAAAGGGAUGACGAAAGGAAAGACUAAGUGGAAGGCAUUUUUAGAGGUCGUAAGUACUCUGCAAUGGGUAUCAUCCUUUCUCUUCUUAGGAGUGGCCUGCACCCUCUUGAUGUUUUACCUCAUGUUCACCUCUCUGUGGCCGAUCCCCACGCUGUACUUCGUCUGGCUGGUGGUGGACUGGCACACCCCUGAGAGAGGGGGCAUGAAAACAACAUUUGUGAGGAACUGGAGGGUCUGGGAUCACCUCAGGGACUUUUUCCCAAUCAAAUUGGUGAAGACAGCCGAGCUGAGUCCAAACAAGAACUAUAUUCUUGGUAUUCACCCGCACGGCAUCAUGUGUGUCGGGGCGUUCACCUGCUUUAGCACCGAGAGCUGCGGCUUCAAGGAGCUGUUUCCUGGGCUGAUAUCCAACCUGGUGACGCUGGCCGGCGUUUUUAAGCUUCCACUCUUCAGGGAAUAUGCCAUGUCUACAGGUCUUCUUCCAGUCAGCAAGAAGAGCCUCACGCACCUCCUCACCAACAGAGGGAAGGGGAACGCAGUGGUGAUCGUGAUCGGAGGUGCUGCGGAGUCGCUGGCCUCGGCUCCUGGAGUCAACAUCUUGGUGAUGAGGCAGAGGAAGGGCUUCGUCAGGGUGGCCCUGGAGUUUGGGGCUGAUCUGGUGCCAGUUUACGCAUUUGGGGAAAACAAUCUCUUUAAGCAGGUGGUUCUCUCAGAAGGCAGCCUGGGGCGGAGGUUACAGGAACUGUUUAAAAAGAUCAUGGGUUUCGCCCCGUGUCUAUUCGUUGGAGAGUACAUUGGUAUCCUGCCCUACAGGAAUCCCAUCACUACUGUUGUGGGAAGUCCAAUCUCAGUGCCGAAGCACAUCAACGCCACCGAGGAGGAGGUGGACCACUUUCAUAAACUUUACAUGGAGGCCCUCUCCAAGUUAUUCCAUGAACACAAGGUCAGCUGUGGACUCUCUGAAAGUCACGAGCUCCGGAUCCUCUAGACCAGUGGUUCUCAACUGGUGGGUCGCGACCCCGUUUCGAGUGGGUCGCAGAUGUGUGAGUGAAGAAAAUAAAUAUAUAUUAUUAAUUUUUUCGGAAAAAAGUAAAACU